UUUGGGUGUGGUUUAGAUAACACCGUCCUUGCGUGUGUGUUUAUCAGUAAAAUGUUAUAGAUUGACUUCUGAAAUAUUAUAAUUUCGAGUAAAUUUUCCAUUAUUAAUUGUUCUGCGGCGCGAUUUCAUCGAAUAAUUAAUACUUAUAUGGUGUAAAAUAUGAUAUCCUUCAAGUUACUAAUGGUUUUAGCCACCUUGGGAGUGGCGUAUUCUCAAAAUGCCGUCGCUCCUGUACUGAUAUGGGGUAACCAUCCCAGCAUUGAUAAAAUGACAUCGAAUUUGGCAAAAGUCAGCUCCAAUAAUAUCGAAGAUUGGAUCACGAAACCAGCAAGUGAAGAUGAAGAUACUCACGUAUUGGUAGGUAUCCUCGAAAGCCUCUCUUUGCCAGACUUGUUCAAGACGUAUGGAGACGUAAGUGUGUUUUCAAAUGUGCAAAGCUCCAUGAGCAAUAGCAAAUACAAGAAAAUUUUAUUUCAAACGAAUGUGCAAUCAAAAAGAAUGCAUGAUGCUUUUGAUGAGUCGGUUUCUGGUGUACAGGACUUGGUUGCGACGAGUGAUUCUAUGAAAAUACACGUCAUUAAGAUCGCUCCCAAAGGAGAAGAUCUUUCUGAAACUUUGAAAAUGUCCGAUAAUAUAAUGCAUAAAGCUUGUAAGGAGCACGCCUCUUUAUAUAAUUCAUACAUCUGCGUUAUGACUGGUUCAUCUGGUGCCGGUGGUGAGGAAACAGACCAUGUUCGUAUUGCUCGUUGCUUAAAACCACCACGGGUUGAACCACUAUCUUCAAAAUCGCCUCCGAAUAGCUACUUUGUACCAGGAUUCGUUUCAAUAGACACGACAAGCAAACCCUUGUUUCAGUUUUUGGUUGGUAAUCAAUCGAAAGAGUAUAAUCUUACUAAAAUUGACAAACCCACCGAAUCAAAUAACACUUUAAUCGUAUAUUUUCAAGACAAGGAUAACUCAUCUCCAAAAAUCCGUUUAGCGUUUACCUUCAUCAGUAAUAGCACCUAUUGGAGUCUGGAGCACAUAGGGUACGGUGAUGAUGCCAAAAGCGAAGUAGUCUUGAAACCACCCGAAAAGAUCUUUUCCUCUUCGGAGUACCCGACUUUCAUUACACCUUCAAAAGUAGUUUUCCAGAAUUAUGAUAAGACAUACAACUUGACAUUUUGUUCGUUACAGGUUGAUUAUGAUGUUUUUUCAUGAUUUUUUUCUCCGAUUAAAAAACAAAUAUCUUACCUACCUAUCCAAAAGUACCCAAUUUUAAUCAAAAUAUAUUUCCUAAGAGAAUGCUCUAAUACAUCAUCAAGAUGUCAUAGGUAUUAUUCUAACAUCUGCAGAUGUCCCCAUUAGAUAUUACCUAUCCUAAGUACAUGAUAAAAGUUGUAGAUAAAUUCAUAAUAAACGUUUCAAUCAAACGAA
Planococcus citri (citrus mealybug) is the source of this 1416-nucleotide messenger RNA. RefSeq lists its product as uncharacterized. Bases 160 to 1200 code for a protein of 346 amino acids. The record is from RefSeq and is a predicted model, not a curated record. NCBI's taxonomy places the organism in Eukaryota, Metazoa, Arthropoda, Insecta, Hemiptera, Pseudococcidae. The transcript has 2 exons.